AUGAACCAACUACAACUAUUCAUUCUUGUACUCGUGGUCUCUCUUAGAUCAUCAACUGGAUUCUUCUUAGGAGAAACCAACUUUGCCACUCCGUUGUCAACUCGAAAUGCCAAUGCACAACAGCCUUCUCCAAAUGUUAUUCGAAGCAAUGUAACGACUGCCUUGAUUGGAGAAAGUAAAACAAAACUUGCCUUUGUACCAAACACUGGCAAUUCAUAUUUAUCUAGGCCCUCCUCCUCCUCCUCCUCCUUCCAUCUCUACUGUGAUUUGGACGGCGUCUUGGUCGACUUUGAAGGAGGCUUUGUAGACCUCACAGGGAAACCAACUGCCAAAAUUGCCAAGCAAACCAUGUGGAAGCACAUUGUCCGCGCCAAUGCCUUUUUCGAAAACUUGCGCUGGACCAAGGAUGGUCAAGUUUUGUGGGAGGCCAUUAAGCACUUGGAGCCCGACAUUUUGACCGGAUGUCCCUCUCACGAAUCCUCUCGCACUGAAAAAUUCAAUUGGUGCCAUCAACAGUUGGGAGUCGAUCGUCUCCAUCACGUUGACAUGGCCAGUGGAUUUCGGCAUCACCGAUCAGUCAAUGGGAAUCGUCGGCAAGAAGGCUUCACCAAUAUCAUUACUUGCUGGUCGGAAAACAAGUUCCGAGAGUGCACAAGGGCUGGAUCUAUUCUUAUUGACGAUCGUGAUGACCUUCGACCCGCUUGGGAAGCAGCUGGUGGACUGUUUGUGCAUCAUACAGAUGCCAAAAAUACACUUCGACAACUGAAAGCCCAUGGUAUCCUCUGA
This is a messenger RNA of Cylindrotheca closterium, 786 nucleotides long. Lineage: Eukaryota; Bacillariophyta; Bacillariophyceae; Bacillariales; Bacillariaceae. The record is from the annotation of a GenBank genome assembly.